AUAUGGUGUACUUUGAGCGUGUUUCCUUAAAAGAGGAUGCUCUGCAGGCAAUCUCCGUCGUCUGAAUGGUCGGUGGUAUAUAAGUCAGGGGUUUCGUUUAAGUGAAAAUAAGUGCUGAUGCCAGUUAAAGCACUUGGCUGGACGUGGCUGCAGGAACAUUACCAUUUUUAAAAGAGGAUUUCGCACAGGAGAUAUCUAAUGCAAGGCAACUAUGGGAGUGGACGGCAUGGAAGUAAUUGCCGUUGCUGUUAUUAUUGCAAUGUUUGUUGUGGUGCUCAAACAGUUUGGGGUUUGCGAGCCCCUGUCAGUCGAAGACAUCUGUGACAGUGAAUUUGAGCUCUCAAUGGUGCGUUACCAGCCAGAGGGCCUCGAUCAGCUCCAAGCCCAGACACAGUUCACAAGGAAGGAGCUUCAGUCGCUGUACAGAGGCUUCAAAAAUGAAUGUCCCAGUGGGCUAGUGGAUGAGGAAACGUUCAAGACCAUUUACUCACAGUUCUUCCCUCAAGGAGAUGCGACCACGUAUGCACAUUUCUUGUUCAACGCGUUUGCCAUGGACAGAAGUGGUUCCAUCCGGUUUGAGGACUUUGUGAUAGGAUUGUCCGUGUUGCUCAGAGGCUCGGUUACAGAGAAGCUUCGAUGGGCGUUCAACCUGUACGACAUCAAUAAAGACGGCUACAUUACCAGAGAGGAGAUGAUGGCAAUAAUGACGUCCAUUUACGAUAUGAUGGGCAGGUGCACCCAUCCCAUGGUACGAGACGACUCUCCCUAUGAGCAUGUGGAGAAAUUCUUCCAGAAAAUGGAUCGAAACAGAGAUGGAGUGGUGACUAUUGAUGAAUUCAUAGAAACCUGCCAAAGGGAUGAGAAUAUAAUGGCUUCCAUGCAGCUCUUUGAGAACGUCAUCUAGUGUCUGUCGAGGGGCGUGGACCAGGAAUGCUGCACAGUGCAUCUGGGCCACAAAUCACUUCACCCAUCAAAGGAAAGAAAAACGGUGUUGUGCAACACAUUUGACAUUUUAAUACAAAUUGGGGGACACUAUUGCUUUUCCUGUCGGAAUGUUCUAUGCAGAGAAAUGUGAAGAAUUCACCAAAUCACUGGAAGAAGAAAUGUUUCUUUGCAUGAAGACUUUAUUUUUGCACAUGAUCAAACCAGCUGAGCAUGAGUGCUUGCCCAUCAUCUAAAAGCAUGUGAUGCCAAACACAUUGAACACAAACACGGGUUUUAUCGUUGACCACUUUGAAACUUGGGCAAAAGAGAAUACUUUGUUACUGUAUUAUACGGUAAUGACAAUAAUCCUGUUUCUAAGUUCUUCAGACUUCGGUGUCAACAUGACGCCAUGUCGUUGUCAUGUGGACUCAACACCUGCUGAAAUAAAUAUAUACCUUCACACAU
This is a messenger RNA of Pseudoliparis swirei, 1389 nucleotides long. RefSeq names its product calsenilin-like. The record is from RefSeq and is a predicted model, not a curated record. The transcript is spliced from 8 exons. Gene Ontology annotation, molecular function: calcium ion binding; potassium channel regulator activity; RNA polymerase II cis-regulatory region sequence-specific DNA binding. Gene Ontology annotation, cellular component: nucleus; voltage-gated potassium channel complex. Gene Ontology annotation, biological process: negative regulation of transcription by RNA polymerase II; regulation of potassium ion transmembrane transport. Lineage: Eukaryota; Metazoa; Chordata; Actinopteri; Perciformes; Liparidae. The coding region runs from base 212 to 904 and encodes 230 amino acids.